CUUUUGAUUAUUCAACCCGUCAUGAUGCUUUUGCAGUGGCGUGCGAGCAACUCGUUACAUGUUUUCUCUUGUUGUCAGAUGGACGGUCCGAGAUCAAGCCUCCUUGACAUAUAACGAGCAACAGCUGUCUAUCAAAGCUUAUUCCUGCCAUCAUCGUCUAGAAAUUUUUUUUUUUUAAAGAAAGAAUAUUUAGAAAUAUUCUAGAGAUAAGAUCUCUGUGAUGACGAUGUUGACCCUUGAUUUUUCCAUUCCUGCUCAUCUUCCUUCCCCGACGAUCCAUCUAAACACCACUCAUCUUCCCUCGAGUUAUAAUUCCGGAGUCUAUUCGACAGAGUCAUCGCCGUCGUCGACGGUGGUUUAGUUUCUGUCUGUGUCUCUAAUGGUUAGUGAUUCCGUCGAAGCUCAACAGAAUGAGCACACAAUCAAGGUCCGGGAGGAUAACAAGGACCGACUGGAAUCCAUCCACCGGCGAAUCUCUGAACCCCCGAAGCUGUUGAGUAGAGCCGCCGGGAAGACCAGUUGCUGCAUCUUCCGGGUCCCGCAGAGCCUGGCCGAUAUCAACGACCGGGCGUACGAGCCCCACAUCGUCUCGAUCGGUCCGUACCACCGUGGCGAGCCGCACCUCCGGAUGAUCGAGGAGCACAAGUGGCGGUACCUCGGGACGGUGCUGGAGCGCACCCGCCCCAUGGGCCUCGGUCUCGAGGACUACAUGCGGGCCGUGGAGCCCCUGGUCGGGAGCUCCCGUGAGUGCUACUCCGAGGCCAUACCCCUGGACGACGACGAUUUCAUCGAGAUGAUGGUGGUCGACGCAUUCUUCAUGAUUGAGCUGUUCCGCAAGGUCAGCCGGCUUGUCCCACACGAGCGGGACGAUCCGCUCUUCACGAUGGCCUGGAUUCUGCCCUUCUUCUAUCGGGACUUCCUCAGGCUCGAGAACCAGAUCCCCUAUUUCGUGCUUGAGCGAUUGUUCGAGAUGUCGAUGGUGUCCGCUGAGGAAUCGAAAAGGUCGCUGGCCGAGCUCGCGCUCGAGUUCUUCAAUAACAUCAUGCAGAGGCCCGACAAGGUGAUUGCCGCGUGCAAAGAUAUUAAGGGGACACACCUGCUGGACCUGGUCCGGUCAAGCUUCAUCCCAGGAGACCGGCAUGAGCUGGAGGAGCCGCGGAGGCGGACGAUCGUCCCCACCCAUGUGAUCCACUGCGUGUCAAAGCUCCGCCGUGCCGGGAUCAAGCUGCGGCGUAUCGGGGAGGAGGGCGAGAGCUUCCUAGUGGUGAGGUUCAGGGGCGGGGUGCUAGAGAUGCCGACAAUCACGAUCGACGACUUCAUGAGCUCGUUCCUGCUCAACUGUGUGGCUUACGAGCAGUGCCACCACAGCUCGUCCAAGCACAUCACCACCUACGCCACCCUCCUCGACUACCUCGUCAACACGCACAGGGACGUCGAGUACCUCUGCGACCAGAGCAUCAUGGAGAACUGCUUCGGGACCGAUGGCGAGGUCGCACGGUUCAUCAACAACCUCGGCAAGGACGUGGCCUUCGACAUCGACCGGUGCUACCUGUCCGGGGUCUUCAACAGCGUGCACGAAUACUACAGCAACAGCUUGCACGUGCAGUGGGCGAGCUUCAAGUACACCUACUUCGACACGCCAUGGUCGUUCAUCUCGGCCCUCGCCGCGUUCAUCCUGUUGCUGCUGACGAUGGCGCAGACCUUCUUCACCGUCUACGGUUAUAUCCUGCCCCCUAAGUGAUGGAGCUGUGCCAGAGUUUUGAUUGAAUUGCACAGUUUUGUUUUUUGAAUAAGGUGUUGAAAAUUUUCUAUAAUACGAGCUUACAUUAAUUAAUUAAUUUUCUAUUUUAAAGAAUCAGGUUAAUUGAUAUUUAAUAUUUGUUGAACCCUACACUUAUCUUAUUGAAUUGGGUAUUGACAUAUAUUGAUAA
Eucalyptus grandis is the source of this 1931-nucleotide messenger RNA. Its product is annotated as UPF0481 protein At3g47200. NCBI's taxonomy places the organism in Eukaryota, Viridiplantae, Streptophyta, Magnoliopsida, Myrtales, Myrtaceae. Bases 380 to 1741 code for a protein of 453 amino acids. The record is from RefSeq and is a predicted model, not a curated record. The transcript has a single exon.